AUGAGGGGGAGAGAGGGGAGCAGAAGGCGGGGUGGUGGGGAGAAGUGUGACGGACACGGGGCGGCGGCGGUGGCGGUGGCGGUGGCGGCGGCCACGGCCGUGGUGCCACAGCCUAAAGAUCAUCGCAGCAGACAAGUGCUUGAGGCAGUUGUGAACAUCCACUCUACGCCGGUGGAGCUUGGCGGGGUUGCUCGCAGUUUGUCACCUGUGGACAAAACAGCGCGCAGUGGCUGGCCUGCGAAGAUGGAGCGCUGGCUGCUGGCGCUGCUGGUGGCGCUCGCAGCGGUGCAGUGCGCAGGCGCCGUGCCGGCGGACCCCGGGCGCGAAGACGCCAAUAAAAAGGCUCAGAGCCCCAGUCACAACAGCAAGAACUCAUUACCCAUCAACGCAGUUGCCGAGCAAAGCAAUGGGCAAGCUAAUGAAUCGCAAAGCAACAAGAAUCACUCUGAACACGAAAGUCCAAAGCAAAGCGAGAGUCAUAAGUCGCAGCCUGAGGGCAACGACGUACCCGGAGCGACUCAAGGCGGCUCCAAGACAGAAAACAAAGCGAGCGGAGGACCAAAGGAGGGAGCGAAGAGCCCCGACAAUAAAAAAGACAAGAAGGCGGAUAACGAACCAAAAGAUGAACUAAAAAAGGCAUGCAACGAAACAAGCGACUGCGCCCCCUACAAUGGCACGGCCUGCGUUGCGGACAGUGACGGCCAACGACGUUGUUUGUGCGGAAACCGGAAGCUCCCUCGGAACAGCACCUUCUGCAAAGACAUUCGCCGCUACGCAAAAUUCCCUUGCAGUAAGGACAGCCAGUGCAUUCCUAAUGCAGCCUGCAAACUCGUCCCGACUUACACCAAUCCACAUGUGGCACACACGCCAGACUCAACGGCAUUAAUCUGCUGGUGCGUGGAUGGGUUUAACUUCACUAAAGACCACUCACAAUGUCUGGAUCCUCUGUCCCUCUACAAAGAAGAGGAAAGGGAGAAGUUCAACACGUUUCGAACGGAGCUGAAAACUUUGCAAGAGAAACAGAAAAAAUCGGAAAUGCGGUUGCAGAAGCUGGAAAAUUCGGGGCAUUACUUGCUUCCUUCUUUAACAAUAACAAUAUUAAUGGCGGCAUCUAUGCUUGUAGUUCACUAGCAGACCAAUUGCAUCUAUUAAUAUUAUUAUAAAAAGUAUAAAUGUUUAUUUUUGCAAGAAGUUAUAAACUAGUUAAUAGAAGUGAUAUAUCAAUAACAAUAUUUGUUCAGAAUCAUUGUUGUAAACAAUUGUUUUAAAUUGUUCCAGGUUAUAUACUAUUUUAAUUCAGAAGUAUAUUGCAAUUUACAUCACAAAAAUAGAGCUUUCUUUUUUUUAAGGAUUUUUUUUACUUAUCUGCAUUUGUUGAUACACCAUCUAUUACUCUUUCGAUAUUUAGCCUUCCAGACUCACUUUUGGAUUGCAAUACAAUACAAUUUUCUUAAAUACGUUAACUUCAAUGUAUUUAUUAAAAUUUUAUUAUUUACCAUAGCUUUAAUUAUAAAUCACGCUGCUACUCUGUCAUAAUUAACCCCUUUUUAUUACUAUAACCUUCACCCACCGUUUGUGAAGUGUACAUAAAAUAAAACGCUUCGUCUAUUUAUAAUUUUAUGUAACAUUAGUUCAUUUGUUCUAAUAUAUGUACAAUUAUUUGAAAAGAGGACAUACUUUCGUUCACCCCUGACACUAGUGUGGCAAUAUGAAACAAACGUAGGCACAGAAAAUGAAAUUUGUGUUUGCAAUGUUGUACAUCACAGUACAGUUUGUUUUCACCAGCAUUGUAUAAGCAAAAACGAAAGAGUGUCAAUUAUUUUGAUGAUUUUUAUAUGUAUUUAUUUCCCAUCAGAGCGUGAAAAACGUAGUGACGAGAAAUGUAGUUCUCUUCACUUUUGAACAUUAUUAAGUCAAGAAUUACACAUGGUAUGUUUAUUCAAAUCUGUCUUGGUAAAAUAAUUUUUUAAAAUUUCAAUGCAGGUUACAAAUGUUCCUACUUAAAAAUUGUGUUUCAAUAUCAUUUAAGAUUUCCAAUUGCUACUGAUAACCACUAGUCUGAAUUAACUUGUCGUGAAAGUAGUAUUUUCUUGAAAUCGACGGUGACUAAAAUUGCAAUCACUCUGCUAUCAGGGCAUUCUUGAAAAAAUGGACUAAUAAUCGAGACUGCUCAAACAAAUAUUGUGAGACAUUUGUCUCUGAUAAUUAAGCAACUCCUCAAGCAUCUGCGUUCGGCAGCAUUUAGUUUGAGUGCCUUUGAGUUCCUUAGAAAGUUACAUGCUGAACCCUUCGUGCAAAAUUGAGUAAUCAGAGUUUUCGGGCGCUUCAACUGUUAAGAUCAUUAUUCCUGUAGGUGUAGUGCAUGUUUUGCCGCAGAAUGGCGAGAUCCGGCUCCGGCCUACACGUCGGGCUGCAGGGUUUUCUGUGACCAGGUACCGUCCACCAGCAGGGCCCGCUCCAGGCGCUGGUCAAGCUUCAUGCUCCUGCCUGGCAUCUCGACAGUCGUAGUGGUGAAGUGAAUACAUGUGAACGUGUAAAUAAAGGAUGAGGACAUGACAAGAAGGAUGAAGGAAAGAUCGCGCGCGAGCGCCUGGCCCUUUUGUUAGGGUGCAGCUCCGGCCUUGUAAAACGUUGAAAAAGUACCCAUCAGAGGAGUCGGCGAUAUAAUUCUCGUCUGACAGUGGCUCCUAAUUGUGUCGAAAAUCCUGCCACUGGUAGGACUCGAACCCUAGGACUUACUAGUCAGAGACACUGCAGUGACAUCAGAUGGUGCCUUGAGCCAAACAAGUCAGUUCUUGUGCGGAGGGACCUAAUAAUCUGGGGCAAAUGUCAUAUUUCGUAAAUUGAGACGUCUUACAAAAGCUUUGUUUUAGAAAAUUUCCCCCCACGUAUUCAUGGGUAAGAAGUGGCCAUCUUCGAAUUUUCAAAGUGCCAUUGAAGUUUGUAAUAUUUAUUCUGAGCCACUCGAAGCUCGGCUAGUACCUCGGCUAGAACCUACUAGUAGGGCAAAAUCAACCAAGAAGACUGUUCUAAAACAAUAGAAAACUAAUCUAAACUAAACUGGUAUUGGAAUGUGCGUUCUCCGGGUUUGCAUAUGGUCCACGCUGUUCAGUCUUGUUACUUCUAGUCUCCCCCUACGGAGGCAGUUAAUACUUGCUUGAUACCGAUGAAGAUUGUUUCUUAUGCGUGUAGUAAAAACAUUCAUUUAACAUUUUGCCGAGGUCUACAAGUGCUGUUAACUUAAUUAUGCCUCUGCAUAAUUAAGUUAACAGCACUUGUAGCUGCUUCACUGUGGGUGUACUGGGUGGCUUCACUGUGGGUAUUGUACUUCACUGUGGGUGUGCAGUGAAGAGUAAAGACGUGUCUUCUUAGGUUUGAUUUGGUUGGUGUUUUACCUGGCCAAGUAUUUUCGUUAUGAGCUGUGAUUCUGUAAAAAUUUUAAAUACAGCAUAUUCAUUCACUUAGCUUUCUCAAGAGUAAAAAGCUUUUUU
Messenger RNA from Gryllus bimaculatus (two-spotted cricket), 3491 nucleotides. Lineage: Eukaryota; Metazoa; Arthropoda; Insecta; Orthoptera; Gryllidae. The record is from the annotation of a GenBank genome assembly.